This is a messenger RNA of Coregonus sp. 'balchen', 9154 nucleotides long. NCBI's taxonomy places the organism in Eukaryota, Metazoa, Chordata, Actinopteri, Salmoniformes, Salmonidae. The record is from the annotation of a GenBank genome assembly.
AUGCUGUGCACAGUAGACAGCACAGUAGACACCACAGUGGACAGCACAAUAGACAGCACAGUAGACAUGACAGUAGACAGCACAGUAGACAGCACAGUAGACAGCACAGUGGACAGGACAUUAGACAGCACAGUAGACAGGACAAUAGACAGCACAGUAGACAGCACAGUAGACAGGACAGUAAACAGGACAGUAGACAUGACAGUAGACAGCACAGUAGACAGCAAAGUGGACAGCACAAUAGACAGCACAGUAGACAGGACAGUAGACAGCACAGUAGAAAGCACAGUAGACAGCACAUUAGAAAGGACAGUAGACAGCACAGUAGACAGCACUGUAGACAGGACAGUAUACAACACAGUAUACAACACAGUAGACAGCACAGUAGACAGCACAGUAGACAGGACAGUAGACAGCACAGUGGACAGGACAGUAGACAGCACAGUAGACAGGACAGUAGACAGCACAGUAGACGGGACAGUAAACAGGACAGUAGACAGGACAGUAGACAGAACAGUGGACAGCACAAUAGACAGCACAGUAGACAGGACAGUAGACAGCACAGUAGACAGUACAGUAGACAGGACAGUAAACAGGACAGUAGACAGGACAGUAGACAGCAGAGUAGACAGGACAGUAGACAGCACAGUAGACAGCACAGUAGACAGCACAGUGGACAGGACAUUAGACAGCACAGUAGACAGGACAGUAGACAGCACAGUAGACAGCACAGUAGACAUGACAGUAAACAGGACAGUAGACAGGACAGUAGACAGCACAGUAGACAGCAAAGUGGACAGCACAAUAGACAGCACAGUAGACAAGACAGUAGACAGCACAGUAAACAGCACAGUAGACAGCACAUUAGAAAGGACAGUAGACAGCACAUUAGAAAGGACAGUAGACAGCACAGUAGACAGCACUGUAGACAGGACAGUAUACAACACAGUAUACAAAACAGUAUACAGCACAGUAGACAGCACAGUAGACAGGACAGUAGACAGCACAGUGGACAGGACAGUAGACAGCAUAGUAGACAGGACAGUAGACAGCACAGUAGACAGCACAGUAAACAGGACAGUAGACAGAACAGUAGAUAGCACAGUAGACAGAACAGUGGACAGCAAAAUAGACAGCACAGUAGACAGGACAGUAGACAGCACAGUAGACAGUACAGUAGACAGGACAGUAAACAGGACAGUAGACAGCACAGUGGACAGGACAGUAUACAGCACAGUAUACAACACAGUAGACAGCACAGUAGACAACACAGUAGACAGGACAGUAGACAGCACAGUGGACAGGACAGUAGACAGCACAGUAGACAGCACAGUAGAUAGCACAGUAGACAGCACAGUAGACAGGACAGUAAAUAGGUCAGUAGACAGGACAGUAGAUAGCAGAGUAGACAGAACAGUGGACAGCACAAUAGACAGCACAGUAGACAGGACAGUAGACAGUACAGUAGACAGGACAGUAAACAGGACAGUAGACAGCACAGUGGACAGGACAGUAGACAGCACAAUAGACAGCACAGUGAACAGGACAUUAGACAGCACAGUAGACAGGACAGUAGACAGCACAGUAGACAGCACAGUAGACAGGACAGUAAACAAGACAGUAGACAGCAAAGUGGACAGCACAAUAGACAGCACAGUAGACAGGACAGUAGACAGCACAGUAGACAGCACAUUAGAAAGGACAGUAGACAGCACAUUAGAAAGGACAGUAGACAGCACAGUAGACAGCACUGUAGACAGCACAAUAGACAGCACAGUAGACAGGACAGUAGACAGCACAGUAUACAGUACAGUAGACAGGACAGUAAACAGGACAGUAGACAGCACAGUGGACAGGACAGUAGACAGCACAGUAGACAGGACAGUAGACAGCACAGUAGACAGGACAGUAGACAGCACAGUAGACAGCACAGUAGACAUGACAGUAAACAGGACAGUAGACAGGACAGUAGACAGCACAGUAGACAGCAAAGUGGACAGCACAAUAGACAGCACAGUAGACAAGACAGUAGACAGCACAGUAAACAGCACAGUAGACAGCACAUUAGAAAGGACAGUAGACAGCACAUUAGAAAGGACAGUAGACAGCACAGUAGACAGCACUGUAGACAGGACAGUAUACAACACAGUAUACAAAACAGUAUACAGCACAGUAGACAGCACAGUAGACAGGACAGUAGACAGCACAGUGGACAGGACAGUAGACAGCAUAGUAGACAGGACAGUAGACAGCACAGUAGACAGCACAGUAAACAGGACAGUAGACAGAACAGUAGAUAGCACAGUAGACAGAACAGUGGACAGCAAAAUAGACAGCACAGUAGACAGGACAGUAGACAGCACAGUAGACAGUACAGUAGACAGGACAGUAAACAGGACAGUAGACAGCACAGUGGACAGGACAGUAUACAGCACAGUAUACAACACAGUAGACAGCACAGUAGACAACACAGUAGACAGGACAGUAGACAGCACAGUGGACAGGACAGUAGACAGCACAGUAGACAGCACAGUAGAUAGCACAGUAGACAGCACAGUAGACAGGACAGUAAAUAGGUCAGUAGACAGGACAGUAGAUAGCAGAGUAGACAGAACAGUGGACAGCACAAUAGACAGCACAGUAGACAGGACAGUAGACAGUACAGUAGACAGGACAGUAAACAGGACAGUAGACAGCACAGUGGACAGGACAGUAGACAGCACAAUAGACAGCACAGUGAACAGGACAUUAGACAGCACAGUAGACAGGACAGUAGACAGCACAGUAGACAGCACAGUAGACAGGACAGUAAACAAGACAGUAGACAGCAAAGUGGACAGCACAAUAGACAGCACAGUAGACAGGACAGUAGACAGCACAGUAGACAGCACAUUAGAAAGGACAGUAGACAGCACAUUAGAAAGGACAGUAGACAGCACAGUAGACAGCACUGUAGACAGCACAAUAGACAGCACAGUAGACAGGACAGUAGACAGCACAGUAUACAGUACAGUAGACAGGACAGUAAACAGGACAGUAGACAGCACAGUGGACAGGACAGUAGACAGCACAGUAGACAGGACAGUAGACAGCACAGUAGACAGGACAGUAGACAGCACAGUAGACAGCACAGUAGAAAGGACAGUGGACAGGACAUUAGACAGCACAGUAGACAGGACAGUAGACAGCACAGUAGACAGCACAGUAGACAUGACAGUAAACAGGACAGUUGACAGGACAGUAGACAGCACAGUAGACAGCAAAGUGGACAGCACAAUAGACAGCACAGUAGACAAGACAGUAGACAGCACAGUAGACAGCACAGUAGACAGCACAUUAGAAAGGACAGUAGACAGCACAUUAGAAAGGACAGUAGACAGCACAGUAGACAGCACUGUAGACAGGACAGUAUACAACACAGUAUACAACACAGUAGACAGCACAGUAGACAGCACAGUAGACAGGACAGUAGACAGCACAGUGGACAGGACAGUAGACAGCAUAGUAGACAGGACAGUAGACAGCACAGUAGACAGCACAGUAAACAGGACAGUAGACAGAACAGUAGAUAGCACAGUAGACAGAACAGUGGACAGCAAAAUAGACAGCACAGUAGACAGGACAGUAGACAGCACAGUAGACAGUACAGUAGACAGGACAGUAAACAGGACAGUAGACAGCACAGUGGACAGGACAGUAGACAGCACAGUAUACAACACAGUAGACAGCACAGUAGACAACACAGUAGACAGGACAGUAGACAGCACAGUGGACAGGACAGUAGACAGCACAGUACAGCACAGUAGACAGCACAGUAGACAGCACAGUAGACAGGACAGUAAACAGGUCAGUAGACAGGACAGUAGAUAGCAGAGUAGACAGAACAGUGGACAGCACAAUAGACAGCACAGUAGACAGGACAGUAGACAGUACAGUAGACAGGACAGUAAACAGGACAGUAGACAGCACAGUGGACAGGACAGUAGACAGCACAGUAGACAGCACAGUGGACAGGACAUUAGACAGCACAGUAGACAGGACAGUAGACAGCACAGUAGACAGCACAGUAGACAGGACAGUAAACAAGACAGUAGACAGCAAAGUGGACAGCACAAUAGACAGCACAGUAGACAGGACAGUAGACAGCACAGUAGACAGCACAUUAGAAAGGACAGUAGACAGCACAUUAGAAAGGACAGUAGACAGCACAGUAGACAGCACUGUAGACAGCACAAUAGACAGCACAGUAGACAGGACAGUAGACAGCACAGUAUACAGUACAGUAGACAGGACAGUAAACAGGACAGUAGACAGCACAGUGGACAGGACAGUAGACAGCACAGUAGACAGCACAGUAGACAGCACAGUAGACAGGACAGUAGACAGCACAGUAGACAGCACAGUAGAAAGGACAGUAGACAGCACAGUAGACAGCACAGUAGACAGGACAGUAGACAGGACAGUAGACAGCACAGUGGACAGGACAGUAGACAGCACAGUAGACAGGACAGUAGACAGCACAGUAGACAGGACAGUAGAAAGUACAGUAGACAGCACAGUAGACAGCACAGUAGACAACACAGUAUACAACACAAUAUACAACACAGUAGACAGCACAGUAGACAGGACAGUAGACAGGACAGUUUAACUGUUUGCUGUGCACAGUAGACAGCACAGUAGACACCACAGUGGACAGCACAAUAGACAGCACAGUAGACAUGACAGUAGACAGCACAGUAGACAGCACAGUAGACAGCACUCUGGACAGGACAUUAGACAGCACAGUAGACAGGACAGUAGACAGCACAGUAGACAGCACAGUAGACAGGACAGUAAACAGGACAGUAGAAAGGACAGUAGACAGCACAGUAGACAGCAAAGUGGACAGCACAAUAGACAGCACAGUAGACAGGACAGUAGACAGCACAGUAGACAGCACAGUAGACAGCACAGUAGACAGCACAUUAGAAAGGACAGUAGACAGCACAGUAGAAAGGACAGUAGACAGCACAGUAGACAGCACUGUAGACAGGACAGUAUACAACACAGUAUACAACACAGUAGACAGCACAGUAGACAGCACAGUAGACAGGACAGUAGACAGCACAGUGGACAGGACGGUAGACAGCACAGUAGACAGGACAGUAGACAGCACAGUAGACAGAACAGUGGACAGCACAAUAGACAGCACAGUAGACAGGACAGUAGACAGCACAGUAGACAGUACAGUAGACAGGACAGUAAACAGAACAGUAGACAGCACAGUGGACAGGACAGUAGACAGGACAGUAGACAGCACAGUAGACAUCACAGUAGACAGGACAGUAGACAGCACAGUAGACAGGACAGUAGACAGCACAGUAGACAGCACAGUAGAAAGGACAGUAGACAGCACAGUAGACAGCACAGUAGACAGGACAGUAGACAGGACAUUAGACAGCACAGUGGACAGAACAGUAGACAGCACAGUAGACAGGACAGUAGACAGCACAGUAGACAGGACAGUAGACAGCACAGUAGAAAGGACAGUAGACAGCACAGUAGACAGCACAGUAGACAGGACAGUAGACAGCACAGUGGACAGCACAAUAGACAGCACAGUAGACAGGACAGUAUACAUUACAGUAGACAACACAGUAGACAGGACAGUACACAGCACAGUAGACAGUACAGUAGACAUGACAGUAAACAGGACAGUAGACAGCACAGUGGACAGGACAGUAGACAGCACAGUAGACAGGACAGUAGACAGCACAGUAGACAGGACAGUAGACAGCACAGUAGACAGGACAGUAGACAGCACAGUAGACAGCACAGUAGAAAGGACAGUAGACAGCACAGUAGACAGCACAGUAGACAGGACAGUAGACAGGACAGUAGACAGCACAGUGGACAGAACAGUAGACAGCACAGUAGACAGGACAGUAGACAGCACAGUAGACAGGACAGUAGACAGCACAGUAGACAGCACAGUAGAAAGGACAGUAGACAGCACAGUAGACAGCACAGUAGACAGGACAGUAGACAGCACAGUGGACAGCACAAUAGACAGCACAGUAGACAGGACAGUAUACAUUACAGUAGAUAACACAGUAGACAGGAGAGUAGACAGCACAGUAGACAGCACAGUAGAAAGGACAGUAGACAGCACAGUAGACAGCACAGUAGACAGGACAGUAGACAGCACAGUGGACAGCACAAUAGACAGCACAGUAGACAGGACAGUAUACAUUACAGUAGAUAACACAGUAGACAGGAGAGUAGACAGCACAGUAGACAGCACAGUAGAAAGGACAGUAGACAGCACAGUAGACAGCACAUUAGACAGGACAGUAGACAGGACAGUAGACAGCACAGUGGACAGCACAGUAGACAGGACAGUAGACAGGACAGAAGACAGCACAGUAGACAGGACAGUAGACAGGACAGAAGACAGCACAGUAGACAGCACAGUAGACAGCACAGUAGAAAGGACAGUAGACAGCACAGUAGACAGCACAGUAGACAACACAGUAUACAACACAAUAUACAACACAGUAGACAUCACAGUAGACAGGACAGUAGACAGGACAGUAGACAGCACAGUGGACAGGACAGUAGACAGCACAGUAGACAGCACAGUAGACAGGACAGUAGACAGCACAGUAGACAGCACAGUAGACAGCACAGUAGAAAGGACAGUAGACAGCACAGUAGACAGCACAGUAGACAGGACAGUAGACAGGACAGUAGACAGCACAGUAGACAGGACAGUAGACAGGACAGUAGACAGCACAGUGGACAGGACAGUAGACAGCACAGUAGACAGCACAGUAGACAGGGCAGUAGACAGCACAGUAGACAGCACAGUAGACCGCACAGUAGACAGGACAGUAGACAGCACAGUAGACAGAACAGUGGACAGCACAAUAGACAGCACAGUAGACAGGACAGUAGAUAGCACAGUAGACAGUACAGUAGACAGGACAGUAAACAGAACAGUAGACAGCACAGUGGACAGGACAGUAGACAGGACAGUAGACAGCACAGUAGACAGCACAGUAGACAGGACAGUAGACAGCACAGUAGACAGGACAGUAGACAGCACAGUAGACAGCACAGUAGAAAGGACAGUAGACAGCACUGUGGGACAGUAGACAGGACAUUAGACAGCACAGUGGACAGAACAGUAGACAGCACAGUAGACAGGACCGUAGACAGCACAGUAGACAGGACAGUAGACAGCACAGUAGAAAGGACAGUAGACAGCACAGUAGACAGCACAGUAGACAGGACAGUAGACAGCACAGUGGACAGCACAAUAGACAGCACAGUAGACAGGACAGUAUACAUUACAGUAGACAACACAGUAGACAGGACAGUAGACAGUACAGUAGACAGGACAGUAAACAGGACAGUAGACAGCACAGUAGACAGCACAGUGGACAGGACAGUAGACAGCACAGUAGACAGGACAGUAGACAGCACAGUAGACAGCACAGUAGACAGGACAGUAGACAGGACAGUAGACAGCACAGUAGACAGCACAGUAGAAAGGACAGUAGACAGCACAGUAGACAGCACAGUAGACAGGACAGUAGACAGGACAUUAGACAGCACAGUGGACAGAACAGUAGACAGCACAGUAGACAGGACAGUAGACAGCACAGUAGACAGGACAGUAGACAGCACAGUAGACAGCACAGUAGAAAGGACAGUAGACAGCACAGUAGACAGCACAGUAGACAGGACAGUAGACAGCACAGUGGACAGCACAAUAGACAGCACAGUAGACAGGACAGUAUACAUUACAGUAGAUAACACAGUAGACAGGACAGUAGACAGCACAGUAGACAGCACAGUAGAAAGGACAGUAGACAGCACAGUAGACAGCACAUUAGACAGGACAGUAGACAGGACAGUAGACAGCACAGUGGACAGCACAGUAGACAACACAGUAAACAGGACAGUAGACAGUACAGUGGACAGCACAAUAGACAGCACAGUAGACAAGACAGUAGACAGCACAGUUGACAGCACAGUAGACAGGACAGUAGACAGGACAGAAGACAGCACAGUAGACAGGACAGUAGACAGGACAGAAGACAGCACAGUAGACAGCACAGUAGACAGCACAGUAGAAAGGACAGUAGACAGCACAGUAGACAGCACAGUAGACAACACAGUAUACAACACAAUAUACAACACAGUAGACAGCACAGUAGACAGGACAGUAGACAGGACAGUAGACAGCACAGUGGACAGGACAGUAGACAGCACAGUAGACAGCACAGUAGACAGGACAGUAGACAGCACAGUAGACAGCACAGUAGACAGCACAGUAGAAAGGACAGUAGACAGCACAGUAGACAGCACAGUAGACAGGACAGUAGACAGGACAGUAGACAGGACAGUAGACAGGACAGUAGACAGCACAGUGUACAGGACAGUAGACAGCACAGUAGACAGCACAGUAGACAGGGCAGUAGACAGCACAGUAGACAGCACAGUAGACCGCACAGUAGACAGGACAGUAGACAGCACAGUGGACAGCACAGUAGACAGGACAGUAAACAGGACAGUAGACAGUACAGUGGACAGCACAAUAGACAGCACAGUAGACAAGACAGUAGACAGCACAGUGGACAGCACAGUAGACAGGACAGUAGACAGGACAGAAGACAGCACAGUAGACUGGACAGUAGACAGGACAGAAGACAGCACAGUAGACAGCACAGUAGACUGCACAGUAGAAAGGACAGUAGACAGCACAGUAGACAGCACAGUAGACAACACAGUAUACAACACAAUAUACAACACAGUAGACAGCACAGUAGACAGGACAGUAGACAGCACAGUGGACAGGACAGUAGACAGCACAGUAGACAGCACAGUAGACAGGACAGUAGACAGCACAGUAGACAGCACAGUAGACAGCACAGUAGAAAGGACAGUAGACAGCACAGUAGACAGCACAGUAGACAGGACAGUAGACAGGACAGUAGACAGCACAGUAGACAGGACAGUAGACAGCACAGUGGACAGGACAGUAGACAGCACAGUAGACAGCACAGUAGACAGGGCAGUAGACAGCACAGUAGACAGCACAGUAGACCGCACAGUAGACAGGACAGUAGACAGUACAGUAGACAGUACAGUAUACAACACAGUAGAC